Dissoconium aciculare CBS 342.82 is the source of this 1151-nucleotide messenger RNA. RefSeq names its product Snf7-domain-containing protein. Gene Ontology annotation, cellular component: cytoplasmic side of plasma membrane; ESCRT III complex; multivesicular body. NCBI's taxonomy places the organism in Eukaryota, Fungi, Ascomycota, Dothideomycetes, Mycosphaerellales, Dissoconiaceae. Gene Ontology annotation, biological process: late endosome to vacuole transport via multivesicular body sorting pathway; vesicle budding from membrane. Bases 322 to 1020 code for a protein of 232 amino acids. The transcript has 3 exons. The record is from RefSeq and is a predicted model, not a curated record.
ACCCUAAGUGCUCGUUCCGGAAUCCACCACCAGAAAGGUACCGAUAUAAGAAAAGUUCGCGCGGUGCACUCGGCACAGGCAGCUGCCUGGUUCAUUCCCGCCGCCGACUCCAACCAGUCCAUCUCUUCGACUUGCGCCGGAAUUGGUCAAACUCUGCGAUUGUCUCAACAAGGAUCGUUUUUGCAGCGAGAACAACUCGAGAUCGCCCAGCACUUCGUGUUCAGCCCUCCAGAGGUUCAUCGCGACCAUCAACCCACUCGCUGCCGGCUCCACCCAUCGAUCUAGCCAGCCAGGCUACUCGACUGCAGACACAUCGCCAGGAUGUCUGGCUGGGGCUUCAACCUUUUUGGAGGCGGUAGUAGCGGUGGUACCGCCGCGGCGAAGAAGAAUGCACCAAAGGAGGCGAUCCUCAAACUACGGAGCACAUUGGAAAUGCUGUCGAAGCGGGAGAAACAUUUACAAAAUUUGAUGGAUGAACAGGAUGCGCUGGCACGAAAGUACAUCAGCACGAAUAAGACAGCGGCGAAAGCGGCGCUCACGCGGAAGAAGGCCCACGAAAACGCCCUCUCACAAACGCACGCACAGAUGAUGACGGUCGAACGGGAGAUCUUCUCCAUCGAAGCGGCCAACAUCAACAAAGAGACAUUCGAGGCUAUGAAUGGCGCCAAGGUCGCCAUGAAGAACAUCCACGGCGGUCUCACUAUCGACAAGGUCGAUCAGACUAUGGAGGACCUCCGCGAGCAACACGAUAUCGGCCAGCAGAUCUCCGAAGCCAUCACCUCGGGCAACACGAUGCAAGGCAUCGACGAGGACGAGCUGGAUGAGGAACUGGCAAUGUUACAGCAGGAGGAGCUGGACGCCAAGAUGUUGAAAUCGGGGAGCGUACCUGUAUCAGACCGGAUACAUUCGCUGCCGAACGCGGCCAACGGAACACUCGUCUCAAGCAAACCACAGAAACAACAGGAGGAAGACGACGAGGAGGAGGAAUUACGGAAACUCCAGGCGGAAAUGGCCAUGUAAAUCGCAAGCGAACACACACACACACACACACACACACAUUCCCACUCUCGAUUUGCAUGUCAUGGUUCUUUUUAUAUGAUAAUACCUCACGCAGCUCCCACAAUUUGACGUUUAUGAUCGUUGAUUUUCCU